Teleopsis dalmanni is the source of this 637-nucleotide messenger RNA. RefSeq lists its product as uncharacterized. Bases 217 to 621 code for a protein of 134 amino acids. The transcript has 2 exons. NCBI's taxonomy places the organism in Eukaryota, Metazoa, Arthropoda, Insecta, Diptera, Diopsidae. The record is from RefSeq and is a predicted model, not a curated record.
UUUUAUAAAUUUUUCUUGUGCUUAAAUUCACACAAAUUUUUUGUGUGGAGUACUGAAAUAUCCAGACAAAAAUAUACAUAUUUCCCUUUUUUCAUUGGCAAAUCCCGCCAUUUACUACUGCGUAACAGUGUUUUAACCAUUUAGGCAAUUGCGCUUGAAAAAGAUUUAAUAUAAUUGUUGAAUUAAAGUUAAGUUGUUGAAAGUUAAGAAGCCAUUAUGCAUAACACACAGAUAUCUGCAAGCAUAAAGAAGCGUCGCUCGUGUGUACAGGUAGCCUACGAAGAAAGUGUCAACAUACUUCGUUGGAUGGGUCAAUCGGAUGAUAUGGAUACACCAAAAGAAACGCGUUCUGGUACAAACAGAUCCUUUUCGCCAUAUAAGAAACGUAAAUACAUUAAGCGUAAUAAGAAUAAAACUGAAAUGGUGGAUUACCCUAUAUUGAAUGGAAAUAGCGAGCUUUUAGUUAUAAUUGUUCCUGAUUGUGAUGGUAUUAUCCAUGGCUUGAAGUUGUCAGAUAUGUAUGUUGAUGAUAACUUUAUUAAGCAAUUGGAUAAAAUAGAUACAGAAAACAACUCUGAAGACUUUCUCAGCUAUGUUGUUUUCGACUUUGACGCUAAAUGAUAGCCUGAGUAAAUCU